This is a messenger RNA of Eutrema salsugineum, 606 nucleotides long. RefSeq lists its product as uncharacterized. NCBI's taxonomy places the organism in Eukaryota, Viridiplantae, Streptophyta, Magnoliopsida, Brassicales, Brassicaceae. The coding region runs from base 1 to 606 and encodes 201 amino acids. The record is from RefSeq and is a predicted model, not a curated record. The transcript has a single exon.
AUGGCACGCAUUUUUGGACCUCCAGGUACCCUAAACGAUAUUAACGUACUUGAACGUUCACCUGUUUUUGAUGACAUAUUACAAGGUCGAGCUCCUAAAGUUCAAUACUGGGUUAACGGACACAAGUAUAAGAUGGGAUACUACCUCACCGACGGAAUUUAUCCCAAAUGGGCCGCUUUUAUACCAACUAUUGCACUGCCUCAAGAUGAUAGAGCAUCAUUAUUUGCCACUACCCAAGAAUCUGCCCGAAAAGAUGUCGAGCGUGCUUUUGGAGUUCUACAAGCUCGUUUUGCAAUUGUAAGAAAUCCAGCUCUUUUCUGGGAUAAGGAAAAUUUUGGCAAUAUUAUGCGUGCAUCUAUCAUAUUGCAUAAUAUGAUAGUAGAAAAUGAACGGGAUGACUACACUCAGUAUAACAUAGAAGAAUUCCAACAAGGGAAGUCAAGCAGAACUUCACAAGUGGACAAUGAGUACUCUACAGAGACAUCGUCAAACAUCAGAAACCUUAUCAGGAUACGAAAUCAAAUCCGUGAUCCACAAAUACAUGAACGCUUGAAGAAAGAUCUAGUUGAAAAUAUAUGGAACAAAUUUGACAAUUAUCAAGAGUAG